GUGUUUACAAAUUGGGGGUUAAGCUUCAGGGCCGAUUGUAAUUCCACAAGACGUUAAAAAACAAUUUUGUGUUAAAAAGAGGACAUUGUUUAAUUUGAUAUGAUAUUCUCUAGGUGACUAAGUAUAUCUGCAGCAAUUUGAGGACUUCUUCAAUUGUUCUACGUGCGAUGGCAAGUGUGAAUUCUGCAGAAUAUCCAGAGUGCAAGCCAAUCAUCCAUUCACCCAUGAAUCUGUCAUGUCACCAAGAGGCCAUGUCGAAACUCAAGAGCACAGACUCACAACCCGUUCCUGGUGGUGGGAAGGGCAGCGGUAGUAAGGCCAGCAAGAACCCCUUUCCAACCAGUCCCCAGCCCACCGGUCAGUCCCCCUCCCCAUCCUCGAGUUCAAUGCUGAAAAAGAGGAGAGCAGACUUCAGAUUCGGCCGUAUCUUGGGGGAGGGAUCGUAUUCAGAGGUUGUGUUGGCUACAGAAAUAUCAUCUGGCAACCAGUAUGCAAUCAAAGUACUUGAAAAGAAGCAUAUUUUACGGGAGGGGAAGCAGAAGUAUGUUUUACAGGAGAAGGAAGUCCUGAGCAGACUAGAUCAUCCAUUCUUUGUCAAACUAUACUUUACCUUCCAAGAUAAUGAUAAGCUGUACUUUGGUCUGAGUUUAGCGAAACGUGGCGAGCUCUUACCGUACAUCAAGAAACUUGGUUCGUUUGACGAGAGUUCAUCUAGGUUCUACACUUCAGAAAUCAUAUUAGCUCUUGAAUACCUUCACAGUAUGGGAAUCAUACAUAGGUAAGCAAAUGAAUCAUUUUCAUUAUUUUAAUCCUUUAUAUGAUCAGCCACCCCAAAACUGAUAAAAGUCGCCAAGGAAGAUUCUCUGUUGAAAAUAGCCAAAAUUGUAAUUUUUGUCUUCAAAAAGCAAACAUUUUAAAAUUAGCUUAUAGAUUUGAAAGAGCCAUUCUUCCUCGUACUUUAUACAAAAUUUAAAGUUGAAAAUAGUAUUUUCUUGACACUAUUUUAUUUAGUUAUAUUGCAGAUCAUUUUAAAGCUUAAGAUGUUUUUUUUCCAAGCUCAAUAAAAUCUCAAACAGCUCGUUGGUUUUGGGGUGGCUGGUUACAUAUGUAUUUUUUUUUGGGGGGGGGGGGUGGAGGCAGGUAUUAUGGCACGCCACCACCCCCCCCCCUCCCCGCGGGAACGACAAUACUUAAAAUUCCCUAUGACUAUAAGGGUUUAACUAUUAUGAAAAAUUAAAAUUUUUAAAGAUGUAACUUUUACCAAGGUUCAACUUUUUUGUUCAAAGAGCACGAUUCUUCUGUAUUAGACUGUAUUUUUGUAACUUGGUACAGUCUGUCUAAGUUGGAAGAGGACAUUUAUCAAUUUUCACAAACUUUUUGCUUUUGGGAAAUAUUUAU
Messenger RNA from Lytechinus pictus (painted urchin), 1398 nucleotides. Its product is annotated as 3-phosphoinositide-dependent protein kinase 1-like. The record is from RefSeq and is a predicted model, not a curated record. The transcript is spliced from 5 exons. The coding region runs from base 168 to 782 and encodes 204 amino acids. NCBI's taxonomy places the organism in Eukaryota, Metazoa, Echinodermata, Echinoidea, Temnopleuroida, Toxopneustidae. Gene Ontology annotation, biological process: intracellular signal transduction; peptidyl-serine phosphorylation. Gene Ontology annotation, molecular function: ATP binding; protein serine/threonine kinase activity.